Polypterus senegalus (gray bichir) is the source of this 965-nucleotide messenger RNA. RefSeq names its product homeobox protein vent1-like. Gene Ontology annotation, molecular function: DNA-binding transcription factor activity, RNA polymerase II-specific; RNA polymerase II cis-regulatory region sequence-specific DNA binding. Gene Ontology annotation, cellular component: nucleus. The record is from RefSeq and is a predicted model, not a curated record. The transcript has 3 exons. Lineage: Eukaryota; Metazoa; Chordata; Cladistia; Polypteriformes; Polypteridae. The coding region runs from base 61 to 843 and encodes 260 amino acids. Gene Ontology annotation, biological process: regulation of transcription by RNA polymerase II; cell differentiation.
UCGUGAAGGCACAGAUCUCGAGUAGCUUAGAGGAGAGGAAUAUUGCUCAGAGGAAAGAAAAUGGUCAAAAGCUUUUCAGUGGAGUGGCUUUCUCAAAGUGACUACAAACCAUCAGUGGGACUUGGAAAAACUUCUGAACACGGACAGAUGGAUCGUAAACCUCACGUCGCCUGUGUGGUCCAGCCGAGCGCUCCUACGUCCUAUUACAAAGACUCCGUGCAGCCGAAAGCCAAGAAAGCGAACACCAAGAAUUUUGAAAGCGUGGAAUUCGAAGGGAUGGACGCGGCAGCAGCGCGCUUGUCUACACCGUCUCCUUCACUUUCGGACAUUAGUGCCGAUUCGUCAGGUUAUGAAAGUGAAGCUGUCUCGCCCAAAUGUACAUCAAAUGAAAAAGAGGACAUUGAGGGGAAUGGCGACCAAAGAAGGCUACGAACAAAGUUCACUUCGGAGCAGAUUUAUAAAUUGGAGAAAGCCUUUACUAAGCAAAAGUACCUGGGAGCCUCGGAGCGGCUAAAGCUUGCCGCGAAACUGCAGCUAUCUGAAACUCAGGUAAAGACAUGGUUUCAAAACCGGCGGAUGAAAUUAAAACGCGAAGUGCAAGACCUACAGCCAGAAUACUUAAGACCACCGUUUAGCCCGCACCUCAUGUACCCGUACUUCACUCCUCUGCAACACUUGAAUUAUGCAGCUGGACAGCGGAUGGCUCUUUCUCCUUACACACCAGAAAAUGUGACGGCAAAUCCGAUGUACAGCCCACUCGUCCACCCAGUCUCCCUCAGUUCAGUGAUGCUUCAGCAGCCUCUGCUUCACCCGGGACAAGGACCUGCCGUGCCCUACUGCUAAGAUCUCUUGACCAGCAGUUCAAGACCAAGUGCAAUAAACUGAGAGACUCCUAUAGAUUUAACUGUGCAUGCAAGUAAAACUUUGCAUGCGCAGUGUGUUUCAUAGAUAAUUUUAUUUUUAUA